This is a messenger RNA of Cuscuta campestris, 1654 nucleotides long. NCBI's taxonomy places the organism in Eukaryota, Viridiplantae, Streptophyta, Magnoliopsida, Solanales, Convolvulaceae. The record is from the annotation of a GenBank genome assembly.
CACAACUCACAUUUACACAUUCCUACAAAAAAAAUCACAAUGACAAAUGAAUCAAGCAGAGAUGGAGGUCUGUGGUGCGAUUUGAAAGAUUUGGACGAUAAUAAAAAAGAGAAGGGAAUUUGUGUUAGAGCCGUUCGGGUUUACGACUUACCCACCCGUGAUGCAAGGCCAAGCACAAUAGAAGUGAUCUUUCAUGACUCAAAGGUAAACACUUUAAUCAUGUACAAUCCACAAUCAAACAAAGUUUAAUAUACAGGCAGACCAAAUUCAUUUUUUUGCAAUAGGGAACAAGGAUUCAUGCACGGAUUAGGAGGCCUGAAAUGAAGAAAUUCAGAGCCAAAAUCAAGGAAGGGGCAGUAUGUGCAUUGAAGAAUUUCAUAGUGAUGCGUAACAAUCAGGAUUACAAGACCACAAACCACCCUUUUACCCUGACUUUCUUUGAAGACACACACUGGAAAGACUUAAGUGCAUACCGAUUUCCAAAAUUCAUGUUUAACUUCUGUCCUUUUGAGAAGUUAUUGGAACCCUUGAGCCAGAAUCUGCUAACUGAUGUGAUAGGAAAAGUAAUUGCAAGGACUGGAAUUCAAAGCCGAUUUGUUCUCGGAGUUCCACAGAGAUUCAUUGAGCUGACUUUGGAAGAUACAAGGGGACAACAACUACGGUGCACUCUUUGGGGAGACUACAUUGAAAAGUUCAAUGAAUCUGUUGGAGCAGGGAUCACAAAUCCUAUUCUAAUCAAGAAGUGUCUAUCUCCACCUCUUUCCAUGACAAAACUAAUCCUAGACAAUGAUUGGGAAGAAGCAAAAGAAUUUAUGAAUGCUUUCAAGAAUGGGGAUGAGGAUAGCAUAUCCACAAGUACUUUCACACUCACCCAAAGUAGUGAAGAUGGGUAUUACUGGAUAAUGGCUGACAUAGUUUCUGUGGAAAACUAUAAGGAUUGGUAUUACUUGGCCUGCAACAACAAAACAUGUAUCCGAAAGGUUUACGUAGAUGGAGAUUGUUUCCGCUGUGAACAGUGUGCAAAAACAAUGACAUUUGUGGAAUACAGGUACAAAGUUACAGUGACUUUGAUGGAUGAGAGCGGACAUGCAACAUUCAUUCUAUGGGAUCGAGAGUGCAAAGAGAUAAUGGGAAUUCCAGCAUCAAGGUUGAGAGACAUCAUGAUCGAGCGCAACGGGGAUGACAAUGACUUUCCGGUGGAAUUAGAACAAGCAGUGCUUUCCAAGAGUGGAUUGUUUAAAACCGUUCUGCGAAAUGCUACAUACUACACAAGGAUCAAGGGGCCAAGAACUUUUGGUGUUUUGAAUAUGGUAACAGACCCAAAGACAAUUGCAAUGUACAAGCCUGCCGUGAAAGAAAGAAAAGAGAUGGACGGAUGGAGUUCUUAUGAAUUUGAAUUUCUCAACAAAGAAGUGAUCUGCUCUGGUGAAAAAGGAAAAGAUAUGAAUGAAAAAGGGAAGCAGAAGAUCACUGAAGUGUAUGAAGAAGAUGAAAUGCAUCAUUCCCUGAAGGAUUCCGGGUCAAGUACCAAGGCAAAGAAGGCUAAACUAUGCAUUGGAUAGGACAGGGUGCCUAAAGUCUUUGAGUCUCCAGUUUCGUGUUGUUCAAAUCAGUGUCGUCUUUAAUAAUCUGUCCAUAAAUAUGUUUGCGUCCU